Molecule: messenger RNA, 1017 nt
Organism: Prunus armeniaca (apricot)
Lineage: Eukaryota; Viridiplantae; Streptophyta; Magnoliopsida; Rosales; Rosaceae
Source: the annotation of a GenBank genome assembly
AUGGCAACUUACUGUGUGACUGGAGCCACUGGUUUUAUAGGGUCUUGGCUGGUGAACACCCUCUUGGAAAGAGGCAACAUGGUUCAUGCCACAGUUCGUGAUCCUGCCAAGUGUUCACACCUAUUAUCAUUGUGGACGAACACUGACCGGUUGAGAUUGUUCCAAGCUGAUUUGGGAAAGGAAGGAAGCUUCGACGAGGCUGUGAAGGGCUGUGAUGGUGUAUUUCAUGUUGCAGCAUCAAUGGAAUUCAGUGUUACUGUAGAAGAAAACAUUGAGAGUUAUGUGCAAUCAAAUAUCAUUGAACCUGCAAUCAAAGGAACCUUGGAUCUCCUCAAAUCCUGUCUGAAUUCUGGAACUGUGAAAAGGGUUGUGUUCACCUCUUCCAUCAGCACUCUCACUGCCAAAGACAGCAAGGGAAAUGCAAGAGCUGUUGUUGAUGAAAAUUGUCAAACACCAGUUGAUCAAGUCUUGAGUGAAAAAGCAAAUGGAUGGGUUUAUGGACUUUCAAAGAUUCUCACAGAGGAAGCAGCAUUUAGAUUUGCAAAUGAGAAUGACAUUAAUCUGGUAUCAGUGAUAACAAGUACUGUUGGAGGUCCAUUUCUCACUUCCAAGGUUCCAUCAAGCAUUCGUGUUCUUUUGUCACCAAUAACAGGUGACUCUGAAUUCCAUGGGAUAUUAUCUGCUGUAAAUGCAAGAAUGGGUUCAAUUGCUUUAGUUCAUGUUGAAGAUAUAUGCAGUGGCCACAUAUUUUUAAUGGAGCAUCCCAAAGCUGAAGGUCCUUACAUAUGCGCUGCCCAAAGUUAUCCUAUAUCUGAGCUGGUUAACUAUCUAGCUCAGGCAUACCCUUGCUCAAAUUCAAACAGAUUUAUGGAGGAGGAAAUUAAUGAUGUAGUGCCUUCAGAGAUCUCUUCAAAGAAGCUAACAGAUUUGGGAUUCAGUUUCAAGCAUGGACUAGAAGAUAUUAUCCAUCAGACAAUUACUUGUUGUAUAGGUCAUGGCUUUCUGCCUCCUCUUUGA